CGAGGCUCCUCCGCUGCCACUCACACACACACACACACAGAAACACACUCACAGAAACUCUCACUCGUGGCGUUUCUGAAGAUGUCACUUCUUUUAACUCCUUAACCGCCUCCAGCCCCGGAGCCUUCUGACGCCUGAGCGGAUCCUGGCAUGGUUCCGGACAAUGGAAACGGACGACGUGUCGGUUCGGGAGCAACUUUUCCACAACCGAGUCCGGGAGACUAUCAUCUGUGUGCUCCUGUUUACAUGCCUCUACAUAUUAUCCUACCUCAUACUUACCCACUUCAAGAAGGCCGAGUCGGAGUUCGUCACAGAUGAUAUUGAAGAUGCCACCGUCAACAAAAUUGCGCUGUGGUUGUGUACCUUCACCCUGUCCGUCGCAGUGUGUGCCGUGCUCCUCCUCCCCAUCUCCAUUUUGUCCAACGAGGUGCUGCUCACCUUCCCACACAGCUACUACAUGCAAUGGCUCAACGGAUCUCUUAUCCACGGCCUCUGGAACCUAGUUUUCCUUUUCUCCAAUUUGUCCCUGUUCUUCCUCAUGCCCUUCGCCUACUUCUUCACGGAGUCUGAGGGAUUUGCGGGGUCCAAGAAGGCGGUAGUACAUCCUGCUGGGUCAAGCUGAACAUGGAUGCGAUGAAGAAGGAGCACCAAACAGUGCGGAUUAAGCGCAUCGCUCUGGAGAUGCGUAGGAGAGCGUCCCCAUGGCAGCGAAACCUUGGCUAUCCACUGGUCAUGCUUGGGCUCCUCGCACUGACGGUGAUGUGUGUGCUGAUGGUCUGUUUCAACGUGUUUGAGUUGCUCCUGUAUGAGACGGCCAUGCCCAGAGGAAUGGAGGACCCGCACCUGGGAAUGGCCUCCUUCUCUAUGUUCGGCUCGCUGGGCGCUGCAGUUCAAGUCGUCCUCAUCCUCUACCUAAUGGUUUCAUCAGUAGUUGGUUUCUAUAGUUCCCCUCUCUUCAUCAGCCUCCUGCCUCGUGCACAGGACACCAACCUCACCCAGAUAAUUGCAAACUGUGUUUCGCUGCUUAUCCUGAGCUCUGCACUGCCGGUCUUCUCACGCACACUUGGAAUCACCCGCUUCGAUCUACUGGGAGACUUUGGUCGCUACAACUGGCUGGGGAACUUCUACAUCGUCUUCCUGUACAACAUGAUGUUCGCUGGUCUCGCCUCGGCCUCCCUCAUCAAGACAGUCACCUGGGCAGUUCAGAGAGAGCUCAUCCGCGCCUUUGGUCUCCACAGGCUGCCUUCAACUGUGUCACGGUCCACCGUCCCCUUCAGACUCCUCCUGGCCAGUGGACUUUCUAAAAUCCAGUGACUGCCUUUCCUCAAAGAAACUGAGCCAACUUCAAAUGUGCAUUUGCGGUUCAGUCCCUUUGCCAGUUGGUUCGCAGAUCAGCUCGCCUCCUGUGAAGAUACCCGAGAGUUUCUGUCUGCGUCUGUCAAGUGGGAGCUCUGACUGUGACCAGUUUAUCAGGGUCCAUAGUUGUGCAGUUAGUUGACUGCAAUACAAGUGCUGGUACAAGUGCUUAGCAGAGUCGUGGUUAUGACUGGAACCAGGGAAAAAAGGAUUACAGCCAUUCUAGUAGUCCUGCUAUAGUGGAAAAAAAACAGAACAAUCCCCCGCGAACCCGACGCCUUACAGAAAGAGGAUUCAUUGCACAGCCGUUGCUCUUUUGACACAUAUGAAAGUCAGCAGAGUUAUUUUGAAAUAUUACAUUGUCGCUGUGACAUAAUUUCCUCUUCCUGCUUCAGGUCGAUUGAGUGUUCUCGCUUUCUUCGUGGCUUCCCCAUGCUUUCCUCUCUUGGGCUACACCACUAUUUUAGGAUCGGGAAUCUAACUCCAUGGGUUUCGUGGCUCAGUCUGAACAAGUGUUAUGUUAGUUAAUGAGAGGAAGUAGUAAUUGGGUCCAAGUAGGACACAGGGUACCUUGUCUAUCUGUGAUGCCACAGAUUACACAAGGGAAGAUACGAGAGUAAGGUCAUAGUCUGAAUGAUUGAGCUUUUUUACUAACUAGGUUAACUUGUAGAAUUAAGGACAUCUUUGAGGUGAUUUAUUAUUGAGCAGGGUUAUUAUGUUUUUCAAGCUGACAGGAAGCUUACUGAGUCUGAGGACCAGUAGUUUACAAAAACCCAAAAAAGAAAGCUUUACUUUGUCUUAUGCAAGAAAUCUGUCUGCGAUGUGACACUCACUAGGAGAAACUUAUGCCUUAGACCAAUCAAACUGUGAAUUAUUACAAAUAUGUGUGGGAAAGUGCAAUAUUUCAAAAGUAAAAAUCACACUUUAUCUUUACCUAAGGUGAAUUUUAUUUAAUUUUUUCUGUAUUCUUUCUGUGAAGUAUUUUAAAAAAAAUAUUAUUUCUCCUUGAACGCUGGGUGAAAGCUCAGAAUUGUCUCAGAGUAUUUUCGAAUCGUAAAUGUGACUGUCAAUCCAUUCAGUCCUCUGCUGGGUUUUUAAUUUAGAUUAUCUUUUAUCAGCUGUAUCUUAUCCACAAUGUGUUGAUGAUCUUCUCACCAUUUGCCGUCGCUGCUGUAUCAGCAGGUUAAUAGCAGAUGGUGUGACCAGCAGGGGACAGUGUAUCUCAAACCUCUCUGGUUAGUUAUGUAUUAUAUAUGGAGCACUCUGAGGUUUACUUAUGUCACUUUUUCCGGGAUUUUUCUUUUUGGUAUUUGGGAACACACAGUUUAUAAUGUGCUGUAUUUUUAUCUUUAUUUAUGGGCAUUUUGGGAUCAAUACUUCACAUGUUGACUUAUAACGCAUAGGAUUUUUAACCAGUGUUGAAAACUUUGAAUGUGAUACAGUUGAGACAAAAAGUCUUUAGAGUCAUUCUCAAAGAUGGAAAAAAAAAAUUCUGUGUUUACUUUUGAAAUGCUCUGAUGUUUCAGAUUUUCUUAAAACUGAAUUUUUAACCAUUGUUUUAUGAGGAGAAAGCAAUAAAAUGUCUUUGUUUUUA
Limanda limanda (common dab) is the source of this 2950-nucleotide messenger RNA. It is a transcript of the gene lmbr1l, whose product is annotated as limb development membrane protein 1-like. Gene Ontology annotation, biological process: signal transduction; receptor-mediated endocytosis. The record is from RefSeq and is a predicted model, not a curated record. Gene Ontology annotation, molecular function: transmembrane signaling receptor activity. Lineage: Eukaryota; Metazoa; Chordata; Actinopteri; Pleuronectiformes; Pleuronectidae.